GGGUGGUGCCUCAGCUCUUUGCCGCCUCUCUCAGCCCAAUUCGAAACACUCGAGAAACAGAGAUAUGGUUGCAACGGCUACACCCACUUCGCUUUUGUGCGCUUCUCUUCCCUACCAAGGGUUUUGUGGUUCAACUCAGAGCUUGCAGUGGAGAAAGAACGAGACACGGUUUAUGAGGAAAGCUGGGCCCAUUCAAGUUACUGCAAAAAUUCAGCUAAAGCCGCCUCCAUACCCACUGAAUGCUUUGGAGCCACAUAUGAGCUGCGAAACAUUAGAGUACCAUUGGGGGAAGCACCAUAGAGGUUAUGUGGAGAACUUAAACAAGCAAAUAAUGGGAACUGAACAAGAUGGAUUGACUUUGGAAGACAUAAUACUUGUUACCUAUAACAAAGGAGAUCUCCUUCCAGCCUUUAACAAUGCUGCACAGAUCUGGAACCAUGAUUUUUUCUGGGAGUCUAUGAAACCAAGCGGUGGAGGAAGGCCAUCUGGAAAUCUUCUCGAACUGAUCAACAGAGAUUUUGGUUCUUUUGAAGGAUUUGUCGAACAGUUCAAGUCAGCUGCAGCCACACAGUUUGGUUCUGGCUGGGCUUGGCUUGCAUACAAAGCGAAUAGACUCAAUGUUGGAAAUGCUGUGAAUCCUCGUCCAUCAGAAGAGGACAAAAAGCUAGUGGUAGUGAAGAGUCCCAAUGCCAUAAACCCCCUUCUCUGGGAUUACUCUCCUCUCCUUACGAUAGAUGUUUGGGAGCAUGCUUACUACCUCGACUUUGAGAACCGACGGGCUGAAUAUAUAUCAGUUUUUAUGGAGAAGCUUGUAUCAUGGGAAACAGUCAUUUCCAGGCUAGAAAUGGCAAAGGCUCGAGCUGUAGAGCGGGAAAGAGAGGAAGAGAGGAGGAAAAGAGAGGAAGAAGAGGAGAGUGCAGCAGGCAGUGAAGCUGUAGAGAUGUACUUGGAAAGUGAGACAGAUGAUUCAGAGGCUGAAUGAUUUUUGCUACUUCAAUUGUUUGCUGUUAAAGUACCUACAAUGAACUUGAUUGUGGCAUAGAGAUCACCUAAAGCGGUAUAAGUAUAAUCAAGAUUGACAUGUUUUGCAACAACACCCUGUUCUGAUGGUUCUUCCAGAUGUACAUUUUUCUAUUUGGAAUGAGCAGAAAUGUACUAUGUACUAUCAAGUUAAUACAAUUCUAUUGACAUUCAUUCAAAUUUUACAUUGGCG
Ilex paraguariensis (yerba mate) is the source of this 1213-nucleotide messenger RNA. The record is from the annotation of a GenBank genome assembly. Lineage: Eukaryota; Viridiplantae; Streptophyta; Magnoliopsida; Aquifoliales; Aquifoliaceae.